AUGUCUCGCUUUGUCAGGGCAUCAAAGUAUCGCCAUGUCUUUGGACAGCAGGGAAAGAAAGAAUACGGCCUCGACAACAUCAAAGUCUCCAACAGCGCUUGGGACACAAACGUCGUAGCAGCCUCUGCGCGCUACAUCAGCAUCAACUGGAAUGCCUCGGGUGGCGGUGCUUUCGCGAUCCUGCCACUCCCCUCGCCGUUCGAGCCUCUUCCCCUCGGCUUCCCCUCCAAGCUCCCCGACCUCAUCCCCCUCGCGCGCAGCCACUCUGCGCCG
This is a messenger RNA of Postia placenta MAD-698-R-SB12, 273 nucleotides long. RefSeq lists its product as hypothetical. Gene Ontology annotation, molecular function: actin filament binding. The transcript has 3 exons. The annotation marks the transcript as partial. NCBI's taxonomy places the organism in Eukaryota, Fungi, Basidiomycota, Agaricomycetes, Polyporales, Adustoporiaceae. Gene Ontology annotation, biological process: actin filament organization. The record is from RefSeq and is a predicted model, not a curated record.